This is a messenger RNA of Macadamia integrifolia, 714 nucleotides long. Its product is annotated as splicing factor 3B subunit 2-like. The annotation marks the transcript as partial. Lineage: Eukaryota; Viridiplantae; Streptophyta; Magnoliopsida; Proteales; Proteaceae. The record is from RefSeq and is a predicted model, not a curated record. Gene Ontology annotation, cellular component: U2 snRNP; precatalytic spliceosome; U12-type spliceosomal complex. Gene Ontology annotation, biological process: mRNA splicing, via spliceosome. The transcript is spliced from 7 exons.
CAUUUUCAGGAAGAACCUGUUGAUAGGAGCAAACACUGGGGUGAUUUGGAAGAAGAGGAGGAGGAAGAAGAGGAAGAGGAAGAACAGAUAGAAGAGGAGGAGCUAGAGGCAGGCAUUCAAUCGGUGGACAGCCUGUCAAGUACUCCGACCGGUGUUGAGACACCUGAUGUCAUUGACCUGCGGAAGCAGCAGAGAAAGGAGCCCGAGAAACCUCUUUACCAAGUUCUUGAAGAAAAAGAAGAAAAGAUUGCUCCAGGAACUUUGCUUGGAACAACCCACACAUACGUACUUGGCAGUGGCACACAAGACAAAACAGGCGCAAAAAGAGUCGAUCUGCUUCGUGGUCAAAAAUCAGACAAGGUGGAUGUCACUCUACAGCCUGAAGAACUGGAUGUUUUGGACAACGUUGUGGCUGCUAAGUAUGAGGAAGCGAGGGAAGAGGAGAAGUUGCGAAGCCAACGGGAGGAUUUCAGUGACAUGGUUGCAGAGAAUGAGAAGAAGAGAAAGCGGAAGAUGCAGGAGAAGGAUGGAAAGUCAAAGAAGAAGGACUUCAAAUUUUAGUAUGUUUGUUAUUCGUAUUUCUCAGCUCUGAGAGGCCCAACUUUGUACCAAUAGCUUCGUUGUAGAAGAAAUUUUAGAGACUGUCUUAAUAGGCUCGUAAUUUCACUGUUACGUUUGAAAUUAUUUCUGAGAGAAAGGAGCUAUCUUCGUCUA